Molecule: messenger RNA, 1828 nt
Organism: Rhodamnia argentea
Lineage: Eukaryota; Viridiplantae; Streptophyta; Magnoliopsida; Myrtales; Myrtaceae
Product: laccase-4-like
Exons: 6
Coding region: 97-1758 (553 amino acids)
Biological process (GO): lignin catabolic process
Cellular component (GO): apoplast
Molecular function (GO): hydroquinone:oxygen oxidoreductase activity; copper ion binding
Source: RefSeq, a predicted model, not a curated record
CAAGAAGAAGAAGAAGAAGAAGAAGAAAAGGGAGCAAAAAUUGUCUGCCUCUAACAUACAUACACACAGAGGAGAGAGAGAGAGAGAGAGAGGGAGAUGAUGAUGCCAUGGAUGAGAGUUUUGCUUGCAGUUUGGUUAUUGGCGACGCAUGCGGAGGGGAUGGUCCGACACUACAAGUUCAAUGUGGUGGUGAAAAGGGCCGACAGAUUGUGUAGCACGAAGCCCAUCGUGACGGUCAACGGGAGGUUCCCCGGCCCGACGAUCUACGCCCGGGAAGACGACACGGUGCGGGUCAAGGUGGUGAACCACGUCCGCUACAACGUGACCAUCCACUGGCAUGGAGUCAGACAACUGAGGACGGCUUGGGCCGACGGACCGGCGUACAUAACGCAGUGCCCUAUUCAGCCAGGACAAGUCUAUACAUACAACUUUGCUGUCACCGGCCAACGGGGCACGCUUCUCUGGCACGCCCACAUCCUGUGGCUGAGGGCCACCGUUCACGGCGCCCUGGUCAUCUUGCCCAGGCGAGGGGUCCCUUAUCCAUUUCCCAAGCCCCACAAAGAGAAGGUGAUCGUAUUAGCUGAAUGGUGGAAGUCGGACGUGGAAGCGGUGAUCGAUGAGGCCAUGAAAUCUGGAGCAGCACCCAAUGUCUCCGAUGCUUACACCAUCAAUAGCCAUCCGGGACCCGUCGCCAAUUGUCCCAAGGAUGGAUACAAAUUGGCAGUUCGACCGGGCAAGACUUACAUGCUGCGGAUCAUUAACGCGGCGCUCAAUGAGGAGCUCUUCUUCAAGGUCGCCUGCCACCAACUCACGGUGGUCGAGGUCGACGCCACCUACGUCAAGCCUUUGCGCACCGACGCCAUCCUUGUCGGCCCGGGCCAAACCACCGCCGCCCUCCUCACCACCAACCACUCGACUGGCAAGUACCUGAUCACCGUCUCCCCCUUCAUGGACGCCCCCAUCGACGUCAACAACAUCACCGCCACCGCGACGUUGCUCUACUCCGGCACGUCGAAGGCUUCCCUGGUGGCCCCCACCACCCCACCGCCCAAGAACGCCACGUGGGUGGCCGAGAGGUUCGUUGGCUCUCUGAGGAGCCUAAACACAAACACCUACCCCGCGCGAGUCCCGCUCGAGAUGGACCACUCCCUGCUCUUCACCGUCGGCAUCGGGGUCAAGCCCUGCGCGACCUGCCCGAGCGGCAUCCGGGUCGUGGCCGACAUCAACAACAUCAGUUUCGUCAUGCCCAAGACCGCGCUUUUAUCGGCGCACUACUACAAGACGCCCGGCGUCUUCACGGACGAUUUCCCCGCGAAGCCAUUGAUAGAGUUCAACUACACGGGGAAGCAGCCGGCGAACCUGAACACCAUGAGCGGGACGAGGCUAUACAGGCUCACGUACAAUGCGACGGUCCAGCUGGUCCUGCAAGACACGGGGAUGAUUGCGCCGGAGAGCCACCCGAUCCACCUCCACGGAUUCAAUUUCUUCGCGGUGGGAAGAGGGCUGGGGAAUUUCGACCCGGUCAAGGACCCGAGGAAGUUCAAUCUCGUGGACCCGGUGGAGCGCAACACCAUUGGAGUCCCGUCCGGUGGGUGGGCGGCCAUAAGGUUCAGGGCCGAUAAUCCAGGGGUUUGGUUCUUGCAUUGUCACCUAGAAGUGCACACGACAUGGGGACUCAAGAUGGCAUUUGUCGUCGACGAUGGGGAAGGCCCCGACCAGUCCCUCCUGCCCCCGCCGAGCGAUCUCCCCAAGUGUUGAAACAGUCGCCGAGGGGACAUACAGGAUUUUGAGUUAGUGUAAGGAAUGAGGAGUGCAUACUACAGCAUAA